AUGAGCGACAAAAUCAGCUCGUGGAAUGUCGUCCACCGGCUGGAGAAGCGCUCGCUUCUCGUUGGAAUCAACUGCAUCGCAGCACUGUCUAUUUUAAUGUUUGGCUAUGACCAGGGCUUGAUGGGUGGUGUCAAUAAUGCCGAAGACUAUAUUGACCGCAUGGGCUUCGGCUACACAAAGUACGUCGACGGCACCCCGACGCCCGUGAUCACCAACACACUGCUGCAAGGGGGCAUCGUCUCUGUAUAUUAUUUAGGCACGCUAUUUGGAGCAUUAUUCGGAGGCAAACUGGGCGACAAUGUAGGCAGGAUCAAGACUAUUGCGAUGGGUGCGCUCUGGGGCAUUGUGGGUGCAACUUUGCAAACGUCAGCUCAAAACCACAAUUGGAUGAUUUGCGCUCGUGCUGUCAAUGGAUUCGGUACUGGAAUCCUUAACGCCAUCAUCCCGGUGUGGGCUACUGAGACAAGUGAACACACUUCGCGGGGCCAAUUUAUUGCCAUUGAAUUUACACUGAAUAUUUUGGGUGUUGUCAUUGCGUACUGGAUGGAAUUUGGCCUCUCCUUUAUUGACGGCGGCAAAUCAGCCAUCAGAUGGCGUUUCCCUAUCGCAUUCCAAAUCAUAUUCCUCCUCGUCCUCUUCGUGGCGGUGUGGUUCUUUCCGGAAUCGCCGCGUUGGCUAGUAAAGGUUGGACGAGAAGACGAAGCCCGGUACAUACUAGGCCGGUUACGAGGAGACUCUGAAGAAGAAGAUAGAGCUCGUGCAGACUCUGAAUUCCGCGAUAUUUUGAACAUUGCGGAACUUGAGCAAUCAAUCUCGCACAACCACUCGUAUUUGUCUAUGCUGUUUGGCUACAAGUCGGGGAAGUUGCAUCUCGGACGUCGAGUGCAAUUGGUCAUCUGGCUACAGAUCAUGCAGGAAUGGGUUGGUAUUGCUGGGGUCACAGUUUAUGCGCCGACUAUCUUCUCAAUUGCUGGUUUCAAUGCCGAAAAGAGCCAGUGGAUUAGCGGAUUGAACAACGUGUUCUACAUGUUUGCAACCCUGAUCUGCGUGUUCACUCUCGAUCGGAUUGGCCGUCGAUGGACGCUUUACUGGGGUUCUAUAGCGCAAGGUCUGGCUAUGUUCCUUGCCGGCGGCUUCUCUCGACUCGGCAUCAACGCCACUGCAGCGGGUGAUACCGUCAAAGCAUCUCAAUACGGGGCUGCUGCUGCUUCCAUGGUUUUCAUCUUUACCUCUGUUUUCGGCGCAACCUGGUUGACGGUCCCGUGGCUUUACCCGGCCGAGAUCUUCCCCUUGGCUGUGAGAGCUCGCGGAAAUGCGUGGGGUGUUGUUGGAUGGAGUAUUGGAAAUGGUUGGCUGACUCUUUUGUGCCCAACCAUGUUUGGUAAAAUCGGCGAAAAGACGCUGUAUAUUUUCGGCAUUGCUAACGUGAUCACGCUUCCGAUGGUCUGGGCACUGUAUCCCGAGAGCAACCAGCGCACGCUCGAGGACAUGGACCUUUUGUUUGCUGCUGACACGCCGUGGAACUGGGAUGCUGAGAGCACCUUUGCGCGGCUCAAGGCAGAGAACCCGGACCUGGGGGUUUCGACGAGCCGGAAGAACAGCGUCUUCGAUCCGGAGACGGGAAAGCCUAUGCGGCAGGAACUUUCCCUGGUCUUGUGA
Messenger RNA from Talaromyces rugulosus, 1659 nucleotides. RefSeq lists its product as uncharacterized. Lineage: Eukaryota; Fungi; Ascomycota; Eurotiomycetes; Eurotiales; Trichocomaceae. Gene Ontology annotation, molecular function: carbohydrate:proton symporter activity. Gene Ontology annotation, cellular component: membrane. The transcript is spliced from 8 exons. Gene Ontology annotation, biological process: carbohydrate transport; transmembrane transport. The coding region runs from base 1 to 1659 and encodes 552 amino acids. The record is from RefSeq and is a predicted model, not a curated record.